Pungitius pungitius (ninespine stickleback) is the source of this 1689-nucleotide messenger RNA. It is a transcript of the gene bcs1l, whose product is annotated as mitochondrial chaperone BCS1. The record is from RefSeq and is a predicted model, not a curated record. Gene Ontology annotation, cellular component: mitochondrial inner membrane. Gene Ontology annotation, biological process: mitochondrial respiratory chain complex III assembly; protein insertion into mitochondrial inner membrane from matrix. The transcript has 7 exons. Bases 257 to 1516 code for a protein of 419 amino acids. Lineage: Eukaryota; Metazoa; Chordata; Actinopteri; Perciformes; Gasterosteidae. Gene Ontology annotation, molecular function: ATP binding; ATP hydrolysis activity.
CAGCAGAGGUCGCUGUGACGCACCGCAGCAGCACCGUGUACGCGCGCUGCAAAUAACCGCCUCCGAAGGAGCUCAAUGAGAUGGAGACCAAGAAGGCAAGUCGGUGGAAUAUUAGAUUAUUAUGAAGCACUAGAAUAACACGAAAUGUUAUUUGAUCCCCAGCUACUGACGGGUCGCACCUCUCAAGUCCAAUGAGUUAGCAGCAAAGCGUCAUGAGACCUACAUAGUGCGAUCCCUCUAGCGGCUGCGCAGCAACAUGCCUCUGUCAGACUUUCUGGACGGGCUGAAGGACAACCCGUACUUCGGGGCCGGGUUCGGACUGGUUGGGAUCGGAACCGCGUUGGCGGUAGCCAGGAAGGGUGCCCAGGUGGGAAUGAUCUUCUUCCGCAGGAACUACAUGAUCACGCUGGAGGUCCCGAGCAGGGACAAGAGCUACCACUGGCUGCUGAGCUGGAUCACCAAGCACAGCAAGCACACUCAGCACCUGAGCGUGGAAACCUCCUACCUGGCACACGAGAGUGGGCGGGUCCACACCCAGUUUGACUUCCACCCGAGCCCUGGCAACCACAUCAUCUGGUACGGGAGGAAGUGGAUCAGGGUGGAGAGGACCAGAGAGAAGCAGAUGGUGGAUCUGCACACUGGGACCCCGUGGGAGUCCGUGACCUUCACGGCCUUAGGCAGAGACAGACAGAUUUUCUUUAAUAUUCUCCAGGAAGCAAGGGAACUGGCCCUGAAGCAGGAGGAGGGAAGGACCGUGAUGUACACAGCCAUGGGAGGGGACUGGAGGCCCUUUGGGUUUCCGCGGCGACGCAGACCCCUCAGCUCGGUGGUCCUGGAGGAAGGCUUGACUGAUAGGAUCGUAGAGGAUGUGAAGGAAUUCAUCGGGAACCCCAAGUGGUAUACGGACAGAGGCAUACCCUACAGAAGAGGAUAUCUGUUGUAUGGCCCCCCUGGGUGUGGAAAAAGCAGCUUUAUCACGGCUCUGGCAGGAGAGCUGGGCUACAGCAUCUGUCUGAUGAGUCUGAGUGACCAAAGCCUUUCUGAUGACCGCCUGAACCACCUCCUGAGCGUGGCGCCGCAGCAAAGCAUCAUACUGUUGGAGGAUGUGGAUGCGGCCUUCGUCAGCCGAGAGCUGCUGCCCCCAGACAACCCUGUGGCCUACCAGGGAAUGGGGAGACUGACCUUUAGUGGCCUGCUUAAUGCGCUGGAUGGAGUGGCUUCAUCCGAGGCCAGAAUACUUUUCAUGACCACAAACUUCAUUGACAGGUUGGACCCAGCGCUGAUCCGACCCGGCCGCGUUGACUUGAAGCAGUACAUCGGCAACUGCACAGCCCGGCAGCUCACACAGAUGUUCUGCCGGUUCUACCCAGACGAGCCCGCGUCGGAAGGAGAGAGGUUUGCAGAGCGAGCGCUGGCCGUCCACUCGGACAUCAGCGCCGCCCAGGUGCAAGGACACUUUCUGCUGCACAAAACGGACCCUGCAGGAUCCAUAGGCAAUGUGGCACAGAUGAAAUAAGGACUGGACCGCUACGGGUUUGAAGACUUAUUGCUCAUUAAAGAGGAAUGUGAGAAGGACUGUUUUUACAUUUCCAUUUGAAGUAAUGUUUUUAACAAAGACUGAUGAGCAUUGAUGUCAAAGACUGUGUAGGCAGCUUAUGAUGGAUACCAAAUAAAUACAUUUCUGCUGAA